Molecule: messenger RNA, 3945 nt
Organism: Echinops telfairi (small Madagascar hedgehog)
Lineage: Eukaryota; Metazoa; Chordata; Mammalia; Afrosoricida; Tenrecidae
Product: beta-1,3-galactosyltransferase 5-like
Exons: 3
Coding region: 277-1212 (311 amino acids)
Cellular component (GO): membrane
Molecular function (GO): N-acetyl-beta-D-glucosaminide beta-(1,3)-galactosyltransferase activity
Source: RefSeq, a predicted model, not a curated record
GUAAGCAUCCCUGAGUCACUAAGCAUCAUUAACACACUGCUCGGAAGAUGCCUGGGAGGCCUCCAGGAGCUGCGCGGUGACCUCAGCUUCUGACAAGGAUGUUCAGCCCUCUGUGGUGGACAGUGGCACCUGACUAAACAGAAGCAUGGUUUGAGGAAGCAAAACAAGCCCAGAGCCGGAUGAUGCCAAACGUCCUGCACUAACAGUUCUCUGGAAGAAAACUUGUCUUUGCAUGUACCCUGUGGCUUACCUUUAAAGGUGCAUCUUCCUGACAAAAUGGCUUGCUUGAAGAUAAGGUAUCUAUAUAUUUUCCUUCUGGUUCUCGGGGCCGUGUGCUUAUAUUUCAGCAUGAACAAUUUGAUUCUUUUUAAAGAAGAACCAUUUGUUUUCAAGAAAGAGAGUGGGGUCUUCCUCCAGCUCCCGGAAAUAGACUGCAGGCAGAACCCUCCCUUCCUUGUCCUGCUGGUGACUUCCUCCCACAGACAGGCGCCCGCUCGCAUGGCCAUCAGGCAGACGUGGGGGAGAGCAAACGUCGUGGAAGGAAGACAGAUAAAGACCUUCUUCCUCCUGGGAGCCACAGCCACACAGCGCGACAUGACAGCAGUGUCUCAGGAAGGCCAGCGACAUGGAGACAUUAUCCAGAAGGACUUUGUGGACGUCUAUGCCAAUUUGACCCUGAAGACCAUGAUGGGCAUGGAGUGGGUCCACCACUUCUGCCCUCAGGCUGCCUUUGUGAUGAAGACAGACUCGGACAUGUUUGUGAACGUCUACUACCUGACCCAACUACUUCUAAAGAAAAACCGAACAACUAGGUUUUUCACUGGCUUUUUUAUAAUGAAUGGCUUUCCAAUUAGGGGUCAGUUCAGUAAGUGGUUUGUCAGUAAAUAUGAGUACCCUUGGGACAGGUACCCGCCUUUUUGCUCUGGCACGGGCUAUGUGUUCUCUAGUGAUGUUGCCAGCCAGGUGUAUGAUGUUUCUGAGAGCGUCCCUUUCAUUAAACUAGAAGACGUGUUCGUGGGGCUCUGCCUGGCCAAGCUGAACAUCAACCUGGAGGAGCUUCACUCGGAGCAGACGUUUUUCCCUGAAGGGCUGCACUUUUCCACUUGUCGCUUUAAGAAAAUCGUGGCAUGCCAUUUUAUUAAGCCUCUAGAAAUGCUGACUUACUGGCAAGCUCUGCAAAAUUCCCCGGAAGAUGAAUGUCCAGUUGUUUGAGGCAAUUCUCAGGGUAAAUCUCAGGGCAGGGGGUCAGGCAGUGAGCCCUAAAAGGUCAGAGAAGCCAUAGUGAUCGCCGGGGAAAGCUGAAGGGCUGUCAUGGCAGUGCUGAGAGCUACCUGAGAGAGAGGUACCUGAGAGCAGAGGGAGGAGAGUGAGUCAAAGGAGGACCACAGCCCGCUGUGCUCCAAAUCCAGGCUAGAACAGAAGCGGAACUGUGUCCACUGACUGUCCCUUGCUGCCCCAAGCAACACCAAGCACUGGGGCUUACCAGAUGGCUCAGAGAGCCUAGUGAUUUGUCCCAAGGCUCUCCGCCAACAAAGAGUGGAGCUCGGAGGGAAAGCUUGAGCCUGUGACUGACACAGGCCUCCGGGCUCAGGCUCCAACUAUGGACUCUUAAAGGAUCUUCUGCUCCAUCCUCUGGGUCCUUGCCAAGAGCAUCUCUCUCUCUCUCUCUCAGCCCUUCCAAACCUGAUCCAGGCACAUUUUGUCUGGAUUUCUUCGAUGGUCAAGAAACAACUGAGGUUUGUACAGGUUUGCCGUGUAAUCCCCUUCUCACUGGCAGUUCACACGGGCCUGUUUUGCAGGGAGGGGGGCAUCAUCACUUGUGUGCCAGGGCUUUUGCCCACGCAGCCGCCGUCACACUACAUAUAAAGUCACCAUGCUGCUGACCACCAGAAUGGCGGUUUUGCUUUGCUUUACCUGACUUUACUAAACAUCCAAAGCAAAGGCCUCACAGGGCUGCACCGCUCCUAUAGGCUGGACUCAUGUCUCUGCUGCACUCAGGAAAAGACACUUGCUGCAAAGCCGGGAAGACAAUGUUCAACUGCAGAGUGAGGUCCGGCGCCCUCGUUGGCAUGGCGUCUCCCACCUCUUCGUCGCGCUGCCUCUGGGCAGGUGCAUGUGCAGGCGUUGUCCGGGAGAGCCUCCUCCUCAGGUGGCAGCUGCGGAGACCUCACCUUGGCUUUGGAAGCCAGCACCUUAUAAGAGCAGAGCCCCUUGCCUUCCUCUUCAUGCUGGGGGCCUCUGUGAAGCUAACGGUCUAUGGAGCGAGGAGGGAACUUGCCUGCAUGGGCCUGGGGUGUGAGCACUGUCCACCAUGUUGGAUGUGUAUCUGGGGGGCCACAGGUGAGGGGUUGGCCUGUGGAGGACCCAAGGAGAGGCACGGGUUCCAACCGUACACUCUGCUCUUAAGAGAGUUUUCAGCAAAACGCAUCUUCCCCUUGUCAGCGCCCCCCCCCCCCCCUCCCAGGCCUGCACACACACACACACACACACACACACACACACACACACACACACACACACAGAGCCUACAAUAGGUCUUAAUACAGUAAAGGCUUUUCUUCUUUAGGAAAAAUAAAGAGCUAUUUCAUGACUAUCCCAACUCAAAGGGCCCUUACUGUACAGUCAGUCCCAUCUCCCCUUUUACAUAGAUGAAAACAGAUCAGAGAGGCACAGAGCUUAAUUACCCCUAGUAGAAACUGGGUCCCAGAUUAGUCUGGGGUAGGACAUAGUCAAUCCUAGCCUGCACACAAGGGUAGGGCACAGUAAAUGUACAGAUAACAAGGCAAAGUCGUGCUUUUCUAAGAACACACAACACUCUAGAUGUGCCUGAAGAGGAGCCGGGGCUGCGGGCUCUUGGUAUAAGAGACUCAGUCACCGGCACCAGGAGAGGGGACUUUGAUAACCAACACGAUUUGUCAGGUUUAAAAAUAAGGUCUUUCUGUGUAUUGACUCAUGUAAAAUGCUAGAAGCAAUUCCAUGGGUGAGGUUACUGUCUUUUCCCCUGGUUUACAGAUGAGGAAACUGAGGCAGGGAGAGUGAACUUUGGCAAUUAGCAAUUCUUUCUUACAUCCGUUCUAAUCAGACUCUAGAGAAAAAAAGAGUUGGCACUACCUACUCUACCUGGGUAGCUCUUACCACAUCCCAGUGACGUGUGGCUGCCCACAGUGAUCAGCCCUCCUCCAGCCUCCGACGGCCUGGACACAACUUGGUUCCCUGAGCUUUCUUGAUGGGCAUGCAUCAUCAAGCUUCCAGAAGACCACAUGCUUUAGAUUGCCUCCCUUCUCACUGGUCACUCUGACAUGCCUGAAGUCACCAUGAAUCAGAAUUGACCCAAUAAGCCUGAAGGCUGCCAUCGUCAUUCAGCAGGAUCAUGCCCAUCCUCCAGGAUCAACCCUGCCACCUUCCAAUUUAGCCCCAUGUUCUACCCAGAGUCAUUUUUUUGAAAACACAAAUCUAAUUAGGACACUCGGAGGCCCAGGGCAGCUCAGUGACUUACCUCUAGGUCUCCUAUCAUGGUGGUGGAGCAUUCCUGGCCUGGUGCCUGGGUGGAUGAAUUUGGUGGCUGGCUCCCUGUGGGCUGCAGUGAGAGAAGCACAGCCAUGAGGGGAGGCUGGUGUCUUGGCUUUUAGGCCUAUUCCUCGGGUAUUUGGUGUGGCGAUUCAGAAAAUUGGAUAGAUUUCAUCAGCUCUAGUUUUCAUAGAUAUGGGGUUUUAGAAUAUUUUCAGAUUUUAAAUUACCCUAAAUUAUUAAUUUAUCAUCCUACAUUUAAAUAUGAGAAGAAGUCAGACCCUGAAAAUAGUAGGAUAAGACAAAAGGCAAAUAUUUUAAAAGGAGUAGUUAUUAAGGGACUUCCGAGGGAAGGUGUAUGAAGAUCCAUGGUGGCUAGUAGGUUACACAUUGAGCUGCCGACCAUAAGGUCAGUAGUUGAAAUCCACCAAUCACUCU